Sarcophilus harrisii (Tasmanian devil) is the source of this 3468-nucleotide messenger RNA. RefSeq names its product zinc finger protein 883. The record is from RefSeq and is a predicted model, not a curated record. Bases 126 to 1961 code for a protein of 611 amino acids. Gene Ontology annotation, biological process: regulation of DNA-templated transcription. Lineage: Eukaryota; Metazoa; Chordata; Mammalia; Dasyuromorphia; Dasyuridae. The transcript is spliced from 5 exons.
UUCUGGGAAUUGUAGUUCUCAGAUUGAGCUGGGCGCUUAGACUCUGCUCCGUAACCGAGGCCCUUUGUUCGCCGGAGGCCAAGACCAGGCGUUUCUGCCCCGGGCUGCCCCUCCCUGAGCCCAGCAUGGAGGAGGAGCAGAGAAGGCCUUCGGGGGGCCUUGGGCCCCGGCUGCAGGAAUCUGUGACGUUCAAGGACGUGGCCGUGAACUUCACGCAGGAGGAGUGGCGGGAGCUGGACGCUUCCCAGAGGGAUCUCUACUGGGACGUGAUGCUGGAGAACUAUGAGAACCUCGUCUUCCUGGCCGGGCUUCCCGCUUCCAAACCAGACGUGCUUUCUCAUUUGGAGAGGGGAGGCGCGCCGUGGCCGCUCGAGGGGAAAUUCCCUGGAGACCUCUUCCCAGAUUCCCUUAGUUUGGAGAUUAGGUGUGAAACCAAGGACUCCACACCAAAUCAGGGUGAUUGUACAGGGGUGUCCUCUAAGAAGAAGUUCUCAAAGGAUGAUCCUUGGGAUUUCAAGAUAGAAGAAGCUUGGGAGUUUGAUGUCAGGGUAGAGAAACAGAAGGACACAGGGGAGAAACAAUCCAGACAAGUAACAGUUUCCAACAGAGAAGCUUCUAAGGUGAAUGCCCGGGAAUGUAAAAUAUUUGGGGAAAGUUUCAGUCUGGGCUCAUUCUUUGUACCGCAAGAAGCACUUCCUCCAGAAAUUAAUCAAGGUAAGCUCUUCCCACAGUUUUCAGACCUAAGGAAUCAUAAUGUCACUUCCUUAGGGAAGAACUUUGCUAAGCACAACAAAUGCAGGAAGCCCUUCAGUUACCAUUCAGAUCUUAUUGAAUUGUAUACAAUUCGCCCUGGAGACCAACCCUAUGUGUGUAAAGAAUGUGGGAAAACCUUCAGCCACAGAGGAAACCUUAACAAACACCAGAGAGUUCACACCGGAGAGAAACCUUUUGAGUGUAUCGAAUGUGGGGAUACUUUUAGCCAGAGGCGAAACCUGAAUGCACAUCAGAGAAUUCAUACUGGAGAGAAACCACAUGAAUGUAACGAAUGUGGGAAAGCCUUCACCCAAAGAUCACAUCUUACCCAGCAUCAGAGGAAGCACAAUGGAAAGAAACCCUAUAAGUGCAAUGAAUGUGGGAAAGCCUUCAACCAUAAGGGCAAUUUGAAUAGACAUCAGAGCAUUCACACUGGAGAGAAACCCUUCGAAUGUAAUGACUGCGGGAAAGCCUUCACCCAGAGAAGAGACCUGAAUGCCCAUCAAAGAAUCCAUACUGGAGAAAAACCCUUUGAAUGUACUGAAUGUGGGAAAGCCUUUAACCUCCGGGGAAGCCUUAAUCAGCACCAGAGAAUCCAUACAGGAGAGAAACCAUUCGAAUGUAGUGAAUGUGGGAAAGCCUUCAGACAGAGGGGGUACCUUAUUUAUCACAAGAGAAUUCAUACUGGAGAGAAACCAUUUAAAUGCACUGAAUGUGGGAAAGCCUUCAGACAGAGGGGGAACCUUAGUGAACACAAGAGAAUCCAUACAGGAGAGAAACCCUUUGAAUGUAAUCUUUGUGGGAAAGCCUUUCGAAAUGCCUUAUGCCUUACUCAGCAUCACAGAAGUCAUACUGGAGAGAAACCCUUUGCGUGCACUGAAUGUGGGAAAGCCUUCAACCACAGGAGAAACCUUAAUCGACAUCAGAGCAUUCACACUGGAGAGAAAACUUUUGAAUGCAGUGAGUGUGGGAAAGCUUUCAGCCAGAGGGGAGACCUCAACGCACAUCAGAGAAUUCAUACCGGAGUGAAACCCUUUGCGUGUAACGAAUGUGGGAAAACCUUCAACCACAGGGGAAACCUUAAUGUACACCAGAGAAUCCAUACUGGAGAAAAGCCCUUUGAAUGUAACCAAUGUGGGAAAGCUUUCAGCCAAAGGGGAAGCCGUAACCAGCACCAGAUAAUUCACACCAGAGAGAAACUCUUUUGAAUGUGGUGAAUGUGGAGUAGCUUUCUAAGGUACAAAUGAACACAGUAAUGAGAAUCAGAGAUUCCAUUAAAAUAAGGAAUUAAGGAAAGGCUUCGUGUGAAGCCUUAGGAAGCAUCACCUAAUUUAUAUGAAUAAAAAGCUUUAUAAAUGUCAUGAUCUUGGGAAAAACUAUAGGAUAUACUAGCUCUCAUCAAACCUCAGAGAUUCCAUAAGGUGAACUUACAGUGGGGAUGUAAUAAUAUGGCUUCUACUUCAUAGAGAACUGUUGUUCUCUCUGCUUUGGCUCUUAAGAUUUGGGUCGCAGGACCAUUUUUAUCUCAGCAGGUAUUUGGUAAGAUGCUUCUAUUUUCAUUUUUGUAAAUUAUGUAACAUGGAGUCAAAUUGUUCUUUAAGUAUUUGAUAGAAUUCAUCUGUACCUGGCAUUGUCCCACUCCUCCCCACCUCCAUCUUGGGUGUUUGUUUAUGGUUUAUUCAGUUUCUGCUUCUAAGAUUCUAUUUUUUAUGACUUGAUCUGUUCAUCUGGGUAUUUUCUGGUUUUAUAAAUAUUAAUUUCACUUUAGUUUUCAGAUUUUUGUUAUACAAUUACAUAUGUUAGUUUCUGAAAAUGCAUUUUAUUUGCUGCAAAUUCUUCCUGAUUGUUUUUAAAGUUUUGUGAUGUGCAGUUUAGCUAAUGUUUUCUGUUUUAUUCAUCUUUUAAAAAUUGCUGCAAGUAUUGUUUGUAAUUUUCCUAAAAAUAUAGAUCUAAGUCACUCUUAAUCAGUGAGCCCCAGGGGCUUUCUGUUGCCUCCAGGAUCAAAUCUAAGUUUCUCUGACAUGUCUUCCCAUUCUUGCACAUCACUCCCCUCCCAGCUGGCUGUGUUCUUGUCCACAGCUUUUCCCCUCCCGGAUUUGUGCCUUUCCCCAUUCCCAGAAGGUGUUCCUACUUCACCCUUGUGUCUGCCUUGUAGGAGACUUUGCUUCCUUCAGAACUGCUCCAGAUAUAUUUCUACUUGAAUCCUUUCCUGGUCCCCUCUGUUGCUGAUGCUCCCUCACUCUCCCAUGUAACCUGUAUUUAUUUUGUAUAUACUUAUUUAUAUAAAUGGUGUCUCCCCUACAGAAUGUAAGCUCCUUGAAGACAGGGAUGGUUUCAUUCUUAUCGUUGUGUCCCUAGUGCCUAGCAGUUAGUAGGCAAUCACUCAAGAUUGUUGGUUGACGAAUGUUUUUCCAAUUUAGUUGCAUGCUCAAUUUAUUUAAUCUCGUUUUCUCUCUUUCUUACUGAUGUAGGCUUAUCUUUAUCUAUAGAUGCAUUUGUAGCUGUUCCCCUCUAAGGACCACCUUGGCUUCAUUUCAUAAGUUUUAUUGUGCUUUUCAUCAUUUUCUUUGAUAUAAUUAUGGUUUCUAUCUUUUGUUCUUGACCUACUCAUUAGCAGUAUAUUGUUGAAGUCUGGAUACUUUCUUUAGAUUUUUCACAUUAAUUAACCCUAAAUCACAGACUACAUACUAAAUAAAAGUCCACCUUUUAAAUUUG